This is a messenger RNA of Lacerta agilis (Sand lizard), 5234 nucleotides long. It is a transcript of the gene ZDHHC5, whose product is annotated as zinc finger DHHC-type palmitoyltransferase 5. Gene Ontology annotation, molecular function: palmitoyltransferase activity. The transcript is spliced from 12 exons. Bases 1507 to 3684 code for a protein of 725 amino acids. Lineage: Eukaryota; Metazoa; Chordata; Lepidosauria; Squamata; Lacertidae. Gene Ontology annotation, biological process: protein palmitoylation. The record is from RefSeq and is a predicted model, not a curated record.
GCUACCUGACCAACCGGCGAGCCGCGUCGCGAGCCCGGACGGCUUUGAGAGCGCGCGUGCGCGCCCCGCGCCCCUUGCUUGGUGCUUCUCCUCACUGCUUGGGCCGAGCGAGCGAGUUCCUCGCCUCACAGGGCGGGAGCCAGGCGCGGCAGCGGCGACGGCGGCACCAGCGGGAACGUUUUUGGCGGGUACAAGAAGCUCAAGAUGACAAGUUGGCAAAAUGAUUUAAAGACUUUUAAAGCAAAUAUGAAUGAAUAAGGAUUAAUUUUAUUUGUGUGAAGGGAGCAUGAGAAUGCAACAGUUUGGAGCAGACAAAGUGCUCUAGGACAUGGGUGUGGCGCUCCCAGGCAUCUUUUCUUUUUUACUGUCAGUUAUAUUUUGGAUUUUUGGGAAAACACUUGAAAACCCAGUCUCUAACUGGGUCUACUCCAGACACAACUGAUCCAUAAUUAAUGAAGCAGUCUCAAACUUAAUUUUCAGUUUUUACCAGUAAAACUGAACUUGUUGAAGGAUUUUUGAUGUUGUACACAAGGGAACAAAUAAGGAGACUAAAACGCAAGACUAGCCUUCCAGUGUGCCCCCUACUCCCCCUUGAAAGAAAAGGAUUUUCAGCUCAACCUUGCACCAGCUGUUACCCGGAUUUAGCAGUCAAGAGAGAAAUAAACAAAAUUAAACAACGAAUGCCAGACAACCCCAGUUCCUGGUGAAAUCAGGGGCGAGUGCUCCUACUUUAAAAGAAGAGAACGUUUGCGGCACGAGGUGGGGGGCAGAGAAUGAUGUGCACAAGUGUGACAGAUUUGCUAACACAAUAACCUUCCGCUGAGCAACAACCAGAAUGUACUGCUUUAUACUAAAAGCAGAUUAAAAAGGAGAAACUUGCUCCAGAGUAUACAUUGCAAAAUCACCAUGUGUUUUCUGAAACAAAAAUAAUAACAAAGCAAACCAUCAAAACCUAGUAUAUACCUUGUGUCUUUCAUUGAUCACCUUCCUUGGGGUGCUCAUUUGGCUCAUCCUGCACUCUUGCACUAAAACGUCUAGCCCAAUUCUGAUACUUCAUUUGCUACAUUUUUCAACUUUCUGUCACCUCAGAAGAGGAUCAUCUCUACUCUACUCUAGGAAGCACACUUUUUUACAGGGCUUUCCUGGUACAGGAACCUGCACAAUUUCUUGAACCACUAGAAUUUUCAAUUGGAGUACAAGCUCCCAUUUUAUAUUUUUAAUUUUCCUUGCCCCACAAGAAUCUUGGGACCACAUAUAGAAUUCCCAUUGUUGUCUUCUGUGACACUUACUUGGGUUGUGAAUACUACUAUUCAUUUUCAUCUGGAUCAUAUUGUAAAUCUGAUCUGACUCAUAACACCUAACUACAAGAACUUGAAUACAGAUUUAAAAGUCUCCUUUGCACAGUUGCUUUUCUUUUUGAAGGUCCCUCCUGCAUUUUCUUGUCCUUUCUGACUCCAGUUGGGCCUGGGCUAUGCUGCAGGGCGGAUCAUCCAUCAGAGCUCCAACAUGCCAGCAGCAUCUGGAAAGAGAUUCAAACCCAGCAAGUAUGUCCCUGUAUCAGCGGCUGCAAUCUUCCUAGUAGGAUCCACCACACUCUUCUUUGCUUUUACGUGCCCAGGGCUUAGCUUGCAUAUCUCCCCAAUCAUCCCCAUUUACAAUGCUGUGGUCUUCCUCUUUGUGCUGGCCAACUUUAGUAUGGCCACCUUCAUGGAUCCAGGCAUAUUUCCUCGAGCUGAAGAAGAUGAGGACAAGGAGGAUGAUUUCCGAGCUCCAUUAUACAAGACUGUGGAGAUAAAGGGUAUUCAAGUGCGCAUGAAAUGGUGUGCAACGUGUCGCUUCUACCGGCCCCCACGCUGCUCUCAUUGCAGUGUCUGCGACAACUGUGUGGAGGAAUUUGACCAUCACUGUCCCUGGGUAAACAACUGUAUUGGGCGGCGCAAUUAUCGCUAUUUCUUCCUGUUCCUGCUCUCACUUACAGCACAUAUCAUGGGUGUAUUCGGUUUUGGCUUGCUGUUUGUUCUGUGUCAAGUUGAAGAGCUCUCUGGGAUCCGUAUGGCCGUCACUAUGGCUGUGAUGUGUGUGGCUGGCUUGUUUUUCAUUCCUGUUGUAGGCCUUACAGGAUUCCAUGUGGUCUUGGUAGCCAGAGGUCGCACUACAAAUGAGCAGGUUACAGGCAAAUUCCGGGGUGGAGUAAACCCUUUCACCAAUGGCUGUUGUAAGAACGUCAGUCGUGUCCUCUGCAGCUCCCCAGCCCCCAGGUAUCUUGGACGGCCAAAGGCAGAGCAGACUGUGUCAGUGAAGCCACCGUUCCUGCGACCAGAAAUAUCAGAUGGACAGAUUGCUCUAAAGAUAAUGGACAAUGGUAUCCAGGCUGAGCUAAAGAGAACAAAGUCCAAAGGAAGCCUUGAGGUGACGGAGAGCCAGUCUGCUGAUGCUGAGCCACCGCCACCACCCAAGCCAGACCUCAGCCGCUACACAGGUCUGAGGACGCAUUUAACCCUGGCCACCAAUGAGGACAGCAGUUUGCUAAGCAAGGACAGCCCUCCAACUCCAACAAUGUACAAGUACCGACCUGGCUAUAGCAGCAGCAGUACUUCAGCUGCACUGCCUCACUCCACCAGCGCCAAGCUAAGUCGAGGAGACAGCUUGAAGGAGGCAACCUCCAUUGCUGAGGGCAGUCGAAACCCCAGCUACCGUUCUGAGCCAAGUCUGGAGCCAGACAGUUUUCGGUCUCCCACUUUUGGCAAAAGUUUCCAUUUUGAUCCACUAUCCAGUGGCUCCCGUUCGUCCAGCCUCAAGUCUGCCCAAGGCAUGGGCUUUGAAUUGGGCCAUCUUCAGUCGAUCCGCUCUGAGGGCACCACAUCCACAUCUUACAAGAGCUUGGUGAACCAGACGCGCAAUGGGAGCUUGUCCUACGACAGUCUUCUCACACCCUCUGACAGCCCUGACUUUGAGUCAGUGCAGGCAGGCCCAGAGCCAGAGGCCCCCAUGGGCUACACAUCUCCUUUCCUCUCGGCACGUAUUGCCCAGCAGCGGGAGGCUGACCUGCACAGUCGUUUCCCAAGUUCUGGCUCACCCAAGCACCAGCCACCCCGUGACCCUUCACCUGUCCGUUAUGACAAUCUUUCGCGCCACAUUGUGGCCUCCAUACAGGAGCGGGAAAAGCUGCUACAGCAGUCACCCACGCCACCACCCCUAGCCAAAGAGGAGGAUACAGCACUGGGGGACUCAGGCAUCCAGUCCACCCCAGGCUCCAGUAAUGCUCCACGUACCAGCUCCUCCUCGGACGAUUCAAAACGCUCACCUCUGGGCAAGAACCCACUCACCCGCCCAGUGCCACCUCGCUUUGGCAAGCCAGAACCACCACAUGCACUCAGAGUGCGUUCUCUGGGCUCACCAGACCAGCCUGCAGCCCCACACUUGGGGAAAUCUGUGUCUUACAGCAGCCAAAAACAGUCCUCGCAGGCCAUUGUCCCAGAGACUGAGGAGGUGGCCUUGCAGCCUUUACUGGCACCAAAAGACGAGAUGCAGAUGAGACCCUCCUACAGCAAGUCCAAUGGACAGCCCAAAAGCCUGAGCUCAACCUCGCCCACCCCUGGUCAGCCACCUCUCAGCAGCCCCACUCGUGGAGGAGUCAAGAAGGUCUCUGGAGUGGGUGGGACUACGUAUGAGAUCUCUGUAUGAGGAGGUGAUAUCCCCACUGUUGACUCCUCCCUGGCUGAUUCCAAAAUGCUCUAUCCCUGAUGAGCAGGAGAUUGGGACUUGCUCACCAAAUGGCUGCCCCAUCAGAUGCAUGGACCUUUUUUUUACAAAUACAGUUUUUUGGGGGGUGGGGGGAGAGAGCUGAAGGGACAGCUACCUUUUUAAACUAAAGUAUCUGGGAUUGGGAGAGUCCCUAAACACUACAGCAGGAUUCUAGCCUUGCUCAUCUCCACAGCCUGCACUCUUCCUCUCAACCAACAAAGAGACUGCAAUUUGUAGCGCACACUGCCCAGAGAGAAGGGGAGGGAGUUGCUCUCAGCACCCUCUGUGAGAGAAGGUACAGGCUGCAGGCUGCCCCACUACCAACAGGACAGUCAGUUGUGGACCUUGUGCAAUCGCUCGCCUAGUGUGGUAGGAGUGGAUCAUUUUUAAUUUUUUUUAUUGUUAACGGAUGCUAUUUUUUUCCUGUUCUGAGUUACUGGGUGUGUGUAUAUAUAAAUAUCUAUAAAUAUAUAAAUAUAAAUAUUAAAAUAUAUAUAUAUAUCCAUAUGGAGCGUGGGGUGGCCCUGGCAGAUCCAUUAGCUGGGCCUGAGGAAGCCAUGUAUGGAGCAUUUUAAUUUUGGAGGAGUCCAAAGGGCUUUAUCAGAUUAAUCAUUUUGUUUACUUUUGAAUGGGUCAGGCAAAAUACAAAAACUGCUGUUAAAUUACUAUCCUUGGACAAGUAUGGCUGAGGAAAUGUUAAUAUGUUACCUAAUGGGUACCACUGACCUGGUCAUCCCAGUGCCUGUGGCCAGGCUUGAGUUUGGCUUGUUCUGCCCCACUCUGGAUUUUCCUUUCCAUGAAAUGAAGGGAAUAGACAAAGACUUCCUAAUCCCUGCUCUAUCCUUCUGGAAGAUUUCCCCCAUGAAUAAAUCCUUCUUUUCUGGGGGGCUUGGGUGGUUUAAGAAGACUAUGGGAGUGUUUGGCUUCCCAUGUUUUCAGCUCCAGACAGGCUUUGACUUCUCAGUAAAAUGACUCCCAGUGAAAGGAUGCCAUACCCUACAAACCAGGCCAAUCAGCAUGCACAGGUGCCAGUUGCAUACUAUUAGGAUACAGGAACGUGCUUCGGGUGCUGAGCAGGAGGAGGGUGGCAGUGGCAUUGGAGCUGUGUCGCCUAUGUGGAUAUAUUACUUGUAUUUAGUAAAUCCCUCCCCCAGGUGGUUUCCCCUGCUUUUUUACAUUGCUUUUAUGAUUUGUUCCAUAUUGAUUUAUUGUGGUAUCAUGGUUCUUUAUUCACAAACUGGGCAAGAGAAAGAAGAGGGAAAACAAACAAACCAAAAAGCAAUAUUUUUCCAUAUGCCAAAAAUCUUUCAACCCCUAAAAGCCCAUGAGUAAAAAUCAGAGCAACCCAGGAAUCCAACAAUCUCCAGUCGCUACUGACUCUUUCUCUAUGGCAAUAUCUUUACUGUGGCCUGCAAUGGGCCACACUUUUAUUUUUAUUAUGACUAGCCAUUUUAAAAUGAGGAAUAAAAAAUUAUAUAAUGAGCCACUCC